Molecule: messenger RNA, 5978 nt
Organism: Ostrea edulis (European flat oyster)
Lineage: Eukaryota; Metazoa; Mollusca; Bivalvia; Ostreida; Ostreidae
Exons: 2
Coding region: 1019-2251 (410 amino acids)
Molecular function (GO): zinc ion binding; nucleic acid binding
Source: RefSeq, a predicted model, not a curated record
UAAAAUAAAGGAUAUAUUCCAAUAUUUCUCCUAUAAAUUUUUUUAUCGAUUUUUUUUAAUACUUUGUAAUUGAUUGACAACUUCCGUCAACAUCGGAAGAAAACACAGAAGAUGGAGGCCGGAGGGGCAGUGCAGUGAGAAGAUUCUGCCUUACUUAACAUUAAGUCAUUCUUAGGAGAACUUCUUAGUAGAUAAUAAGCAGGCUGACUCUUUAUAAAUUGGGAAGAGGAAGGAGUCGGAACUGAACAUUCUGGAGGGAGUGGCUUGUGCUGAGUUUUAUUUUUUAAGGAAACUUCCAUUCAACAUGUUCAACAACAGAAAAUCUGUGAAUUAACCCACUGUAGAGUGCCAAAAUAUGUUGCAACAGAAUAGUUGCAGAUUUAUCUAAUAGAUCUGCCUGUGAUGACCAUGAUUGGAACUAUAUCUUGUUUAGUAAAUGGACUUAAAUAAUGAUCAACUCCAAAAAGUACCAAAAACUGUUUCAACAGAAUUGCUACAGUAUAGAUGCCUGUGAUGAUCAUGAUCGAGACUAAUAUAUUUUUGAUGAAGUGUUAAAGUGUAUACACAGACACAAACAUGGGCAUAGUUAAUUUGUUUUGUAUUAUAUAAUGUCCAUUAUGGGUUGAUUUCAUUGUCAUGUCAUAUAUUAUGAUUAUAAUUUAAAUAAUUUAUCUCCAAGGAAUUUGUCUUUUCUCAGAAUGAUAAGUUGUCGCAAUAUUGCAGAGUUUCAGACAGUUUCAGCAAUUUGAAUGUUUCAGAUGGAACUCAGCAAUUUUAAUUGAUGUUUCAGACUGUCUCAGCAACUUGUCUGAAUGUUUCAGUAAUUAACAAAUGUUUCAGCAAUGCUCAAGGUGUUUCAGCAUAUGUACUGAAACAUGUUCAGCAUUGAUUCAGCAAGAAACAUUUCAGUAAGCAAUGUUUCAGUAAGUAAGAAAUGUUUCAGCAAUGCUCAAGGUGUUUCAGCAUAUAUGCUGAAACAUGUUCAGCAUUGAUUCAGCAAGAAAAAUUUCAGUAAGCAAUGUUUCAGAUUUGUUUCAGAUAUCUUUCAGCAAAUUUUCAGCAAAAUAUUUUCAUGAGGGUCCAGGAAUCAGAAUGGGCUUUGAAUUUAAGUGCUCUUUUAAAGGGGAAAGUGCUAGACGUUUAUGCUCUUAUGCCCAAAGAAGACACUCUCGAUUACAAUGUACUUAAGACCGCUUUACUUCGACGAUUCGAAUUGACUGACGAUGGUUUCAAGAAAAAGUUUAGAUCAUGUAGACCUGACACUUACGAAACAUUUUCUCAAUUUGCGGCUCGACUUAGUAGUUAUUUCGAUCGUUGGAUAGAAAUGGCAAAAGCGCCAAAAACGUACCAUGGUUUAUACAAUCUAAUGUUACGAGAUCAGUUUAUUCAUGUUUGUAGCCAGGACUUAAAAUUGUUUUUAAAAGAACGCAUUCCAAAGAGUCUUAACAAUGUGGCUGAACUAGCUGAUCAGUACAAAGAUGCGAGAGAUAUCAGCGUAGUGCAGGCUACCGGUAAGAGUAAAUGUAUUCUAAAGAAACCCGAAGCGAAUUCAAAGUCGGAUAAAACGGAAUCUAAAGACAAAAAAGUCAGGUUUGUUCCCAAAAAUGAACGGAAAUGUUACAAAUGUCAGAAAGUAGGCCAUAUUGCUUCUGAAUGUAGAUCAAAAUAUGUGGUGAAUAGUGUAGCUAAACACAGUUCAGAUGAAGUACAACCAACAUGUUUUGUAAGUACAAUUCCAAAGGAUUCUGUGGUAGAUUCAAAGGUAAGUAUACCGUCUACUACUCUGACGUCAGCAUGUCACAAAACUGUAAAUUCUACCAUGCCAAUAUCUGCAGGCUAUGUGGAUGGAACACCAGUGACUGUAUUAAGAGAUACUGGCUGCAAUGGUAUUGUUGUCAGAAAAGGUACAGUGUCAGAAAAGAGUUUCAUAGCUGGGAUGGAACAAACAUGUAUACUAGCUGAUGGCUCAACUAUCACAGUUCCUGUAGCAGAGGUGUGCAUUGACACUCCCUACCUUAAGGGAUUACAUGAAGUACGGUGCAUGGAGAACCCAGUUUAUGAUCUUAUUGUUGGUAAUGUACCCGACGCAAGACCUCCAGAUAAGAUAGAUCCUAAUUGGCAGGUAAGUGCUGUAGAAACAAGGCAGCAAAAGAAAAACAAAGACAAACCUUACCGGGCGGCCUGCUCUGAAAGUUCCCAAAAGUAUUUCGGAUACAGUAGAUCCACAAGCUAUGAAGUUGGCACAGGAUGAGGAUCCUACGUUAUUGCGAUUACGUGAGUAUGCUGUACAAAACACAGUUCAUGUGAAAAAGAAUUGAAAAGUAAUUUGGCACAAGAAACAUGGUCUAUUGUUUCGAGACUUUUCCAUGAGUGAUGGUAAAGUAACUUCACAGUUAGUUGUACCACAGAAGUUCCGUGAGGAUGUCAUGAGAAUAGCACACGACUCCUUGUUGGCAGGUCACUUAGGAAUUCAGCGUACAGUGACAAAAGUAGCAUCUGAAUUCCUUUGGCCAGGUGUGCAGAGCGAUGUCAGACGCUACUGUCAAUCUUGUGAUAUAUGCCAGCGAACGUUGCAGAAAGGCAAAGUGAAUAAGGUUCCUCUUGAACGGAUGCCACUCAUAGAUGAACCAUUUCAACGAGUUGCCGUGGACUUGGUGGGACCAUUGUAUCCAAUAACGGACAGAGGUAACAGAUAUAUUUUAAUUUUGGUUGACUAUGCAACAAGGUAUCCAGAGGCAAUAGCUCUACCCAGCAUAGAGACGGAAAGAGUAGCGGAAGCCUUGAUGGACAUAUUUUCACGCAUUGGUGUACCGAGGAAGAUGUUAACAGAUAUGGGCUCCCAAUUCACAUCCUCCCUGAUGACCGAGGUAAGUCGACUCGUAUCUCUUAUACAAUAGACAACAACACCCUACCAUCCCAGUUGUAACGGGCUAGUCGAACGCUUUAACAGUACGUUGAAAAUGAUUUUAAAGCGCCUCUGCUCAGAAAAACCUAAAGACUGGGAUAAGUACUUAAGUGCAGUGUUGUUUGCAUAUAGAGAGGUACCACAGGAGAGUCUUGGUUAUUCACCAUUUGAACUUGUAUACGGUAGAGUUGUUAGAGGCCCUAUUUCGAUUCUCAAAGAGUUGUAGACCAAAGAGAUUACAGAUCCGAACGUAAAAACAACAUAUCAGUAUACUUUAGAUCUCAAAGACAGACUCGAAACAAUGGCACAGCUUGCAAAGGAGAAUCUGGAAAAGUCAGCGACACGAUAUAAGAAAUAUCAUGACAGUAAGGCAAGGAUUCGAAGCCUAUAAAGGUAGGUGACAAAGCGUUAGUAUUAUUACCAACAGAUAACAACAAAUUAUUGUUGCAGUGGAAGGGACCAUUUGAUGUCACAAAGAAGGUGAAUAGAGUUGACUAUCAACUUAAUAUGCAAGGAAAGAUGAAAACUUUCCACAUUAAUUUGCUGAAGAAAUAUAUGGAGCGAUCCAACGCUGAAAUUUCACCAAUUUCAUCCAAUCACUAGUGUUUUCUGUUUAGUUGGAGCAACGAUUGUUGACUGUGCGGAAGAUGAAACUCAGGAAGGACAGCUAGUUGAGUACCCACAAAUCAGUAGAGAGAAAGUAGAUAUUAAUCCUCAUUUAUCCGCAGAACAGAAAGAACAGCUAACAUGUGUUUUACAGAAAUUUGAGGACGUACUCCAAAGUCAUCCAGGGCUCAUAGAUGUCUUGGAUCACGACAUAAGGAUGGUUAAUGAAAAACCAGUUCAGGUAAGGAACAGACAAAUCCCGUACAAGAUGGAGGACAGCAUCAAUAAAGAGGUAAGUGAAAUGCUUAAAAUGAAUAUCAUUGAACCUUCCGAAUCUCCAUUUUGCUCACCAGUUGUCAUAGUGCCAAAGAAAGACGGUACAAAUCGUUUUUGUGUUGGCUACCGACUACUUAACAGCCAGACCAUAUUCGAUUCCAAACCAAUGCCAGACUCGGACGAAAUGUUUUCUAAACUCUCUGGGCACAAGUUCUUUUCAAAAAUUGAUUUAUCCAAAGGUUAUUGGCAAGUUAAGUUAACGGAAUCCUCCAAACCAAAAACAGCAUUUAAGACGGGAAAGGAAUUGUUUCAAUUCCGGGUCAUGCCAUUUGGGCUGGUUACGGCACCUGCCACAUUCUCUCGUCUUAUGCGCAGGGUUCUUUCUGGUGUGGAACAAACAGAUAAUUUUAUCGACGAUAUCCUAGUGUAUACGAUGACUUUUGAGCAACAUUUAAAAGUUCUCCGAGACGCUGGUUUGACUGCCAAACCAAGCAAAUGUUCAUUUGCGUAUUCAAGUUUGAAUUGUUUGGGCCAUAUAGUUGGUAAUGAGCAGUUGAAACCGGACUCUGAUAAAGUCUUAGUCAUUAAGAAUGCCCCGAGGCCUAGUACCAAAAAGCAGUUGCGGUCGUUUUUAGGUCUUGUCGGUUUUUACCGCAAGUUCGUACCAAACAUUGCCCACAUAGCAUUACCGCUUACAGACCUUACGAGAAAAGGAUGUCCAACUAAGCUUGUUUUGGGAAAAUUGCCACGAAUGAGCUUAUCAAAGUCUGAAGUAAUCUCUCACAUGCUCACCUAUUUUGAAAUUGCCCAAUCUCAAUGAAGUUUUUAUUCUUCAAACAGAUGCAUCAGACAGAGGUCUAGGUGCUGUUCUUUUUCAAUUUGAAGAGGACAGGACACUUCCUGUUGCAUAUGCAAGCAGGAAACUGAAAGAGAGUGAGUGUGCGUAUGCGACAAUUGAGAAAGAGUGCUUAGCAAUUGUAUGGGCAAUCCAUACAUUUCAGAAAUAUUUGUACGGUCAGGACUUUGUGUUAGAAACUGAUCACAGUCCACUCGUAUACCUGAAUAAGUCCAAGGUUGCCAACCCAAGGUUAAUGCGCUGGGCACUUAGCUUACAGCCUUACCGAUUUCGAAUCCAAGCUAUAAAAGGCAAGGACAAUAUCGGUGCCGAUUACCUCAGUCGGUUGUAAAUACGUUUGUACAUUUACUGUGUGCACUUCUUCUGAAGAGCUUUUAACGAUUUUAAUGUGUUGUAAAAGUACUGCGUACUUCUCAAAAUGGGAGGGUAUUUGUCACAUUAAAAUCUAUUUGCAUGUUCAUUUUAAUUCAGUUUUGUUUUGUCAAAUCAAACGUGGCUUUAUCCUGCUUGGGACCUCUUUUAAAUUGUAAAUACCCCUUUAUUAAACCUCAAUCUAUUGGAGCAUAAAAACCGCCAGUCCGUGCUCUCAGUAGGAACUGAGCUGUCCAGCGAGAAGGACGCAUUGAUAGAGCACACUUCAACCAGAAUGUUGCCAUCAACUAUAGAAUAACUUAAUUGUAGACACUUUGGCAUUGUUGUAAAUGUUGCCCGUGUUCGGCUUGUUCUGAGGUGAGUUUUAUGUAACGACUUUUAUAGAGUAUUUUCUUUGUUUAAAGGUCCUAAAGCUUCCAAGUAUCUUUAUUCAUACUUAAAGUUUGUGUUUUGUGCUUGUUUCAAUACCAGUUUCCUUUUUCAAAAACGUGUUCACUAUAUAGUCCUGUUUGUAAAGUUACGGCGUGUAGUACUGGCCAUAAUUGUUUCGCUGUAAGAAACAUUGUGUAACUCAUAUGCAUAGAAUUGCUAGAGUUUUAGUGUAUCUUGUUAUAAUAUGAAGUAACUUAUAUGUAUAACAGUGUAUGGUAUAUAUAUCCAUGGAUAAUGUAAAGUAAGGUUUCAACCUGAAAACCUGUGUGUAUGUGUACGUUUAUAUAGUAUGACUUUAUUGUCGUAGGUGCUACCUUGUAGUGUGUACCAAGUACACGAGUACCAAGUAACCACAGUAUCGAAACCAAACACUGGGGAGCAUCGACAUGUGUGAUAUCCACGUAUGACAGCAGUCAUCAGUGUAGUGGAUCCGUGUUUAAGCCAGAAACACUUUGAGGAACUUUACGCUCAACGCCAUAAAACCGGAAACCAGAAACUUAAAUAUUUGUAUACCAAAUAAAUAUGUAAAUU